This is a messenger RNA of Planococcus citri (citrus mealybug), 4571 nucleotides long. It is a transcript of the gene GC, whose product is annotated as gamma-glutamyl carboxylase. Lineage: Eukaryota; Metazoa; Arthropoda; Insecta; Hemiptera; Pseudococcidae. The transcript has 9 exons. The coding region runs from base 2627 to 4510 and encodes 627 amino acids. Gene Ontology annotation, biological process: peptidyl-glutamic acid carboxylation. The record is from RefSeq and is a predicted model, not a curated record. Gene Ontology annotation, molecular function: gamma-glutamyl carboxylase activity; vitamin binding.
AUUUGGGCUUGAAAUUGGUUGAAAUGGAAAUCCCAAAAUGGGAAUCAAUUCAUCCCAGAACCAGAGCUGAAAACGGUUACAAUACCCGCUUAUCAGUAUCUGGUUAAAAUACCGGCUAAACCCGCUGGUGGAUGUAACGAGUUGAUUCGGGUACAGAUAGUAGCGUAUAUCGAGCACAACCCGAUCAUUUUUGCACUGAGUCUGCGCACACACCCCAAAAUUUGAAGAUAGUAGCGUAUAGUGAGCAAAAAACCCGAUCAAUUUCGCACUUAGUCUGCGCACGCAUCCCAAAAUUUGAUGAUGUGUAAGUGGGAGGAGUUACACUUUGAUACUUGUGGUUUGUAUGUGUGAUUGACGUGUGACAGUGAUUGUUGGCAAUGAUGACGUCAUGCCAGUACACCCGCUACGCAUACAACAUGCUACCAGUUACAAUAUGAACUGGUGUGACAUUUUUUUCAACUUGAUACCAGCUACUGGCGAGUAGCAAGAAUUUACAGUACGGGUACAGUAGUUACCUGCUGUUAGCGAGUACCGUUUUCAGCUCUACCCAGAACCAAAACAAUUUUUUCAAUACCACUACCAAUCCCAAAAAUGAAAUAAAAAUUUAGAACAAAACUGAAUAACAAAUCCAAUCUUGAAAAAAUGAAUAAAUUUUGAUCCCAAAACUGAAACCCAAUCUCAAAAUACCCUAGUACCACUCAGGUACUACCAAAGUACCACUCAGGUACCAAACCAGCACUCAGAUACCACCAAGGUACCACCGAGGUACCACCCCAGUACCAAGGAUGUACCAUGUACCACUCAGGUACCACCGAGGUACCAUCAAGCAAGGUAUCCAAGUGAUACCUGAGUAGUACUGUACCUUGGUUUCUUAAAAAUGGCCCAAAUUGAGUUGACACAAAUCAUGUGACAUAAUUAUGUACUUAUUAUUUUCUGUGUUUUCAAUAGGUAGCGCUGAUUUCCAGCAAUUAAUUUUUGUGAUACAAACCGCAUUUAGCUCAGCAAUGAAUGAACUUCCAAAUUUCGAAAUAAGGGGAAAACGUCAAGUGACCUAUGAUUGGUUGGAUUUUCAAAGGUGCUCAUUUUGAAUAUUGACUUACUUUUUCAAUACAAGCCUCAUGUAUCUCAUAAUGAGCCUCCCAAAUAUUCAAUCCAUGUUAUUGAUAGAAUUAAAGGUACCUUAAAAAAUUCCCAUCCAGAUGCCAAAAGUGUCGCAAAAUACAAACACAAUUGGCUCACAAUACAACAGUUUGGUAACAAUGGACCUCUCAAUGCACUUGAUUGAAGCCACAAUCGGCUAAGUAAGAUGCAAAAACAAGGACUAAAUAUUAAUUCACUAAACAAUGAAAAUCACCAAUUGUACUUACAUAAAUAAAAUCACUUCAACACAUUUCUAAAAACUGAUUGAAGUAAAGAAAAAAAAUAAAUCUUUCAAUCAAACGAGGCUUUCCUAUAAAAGACAGCGAUAAUAGUUGAUGAAAAUUUUGCUAAAAUUUUCCAAGGCUAAAAAUUCAGAUGGCCUAAAUAUACGAUUUGACGUUUUUGAAUUUAAUCAUCCAACACAAAUACAUAAUAUAAAUAACUGGUGAAAAUAAUAAGUUGAGGAUUUGACACUUAAUUAAACGAUAACAUCAAUAUGUAAAUUACACGCCAAUAAAAUUAUUUCACUCGAGAUGAAACAAUGAAGACGCCAGCGUAGGUAUCUAUUACUCGUAUCUUAUAUAUAUUUAGUAACGAGUCGUAGGCGAAAUUUUCUCAUUUGUCGGUCUCACGGAUGCAGAAGUGGUAAGUCAAUUUUUUCAUUUUCGUAAUAUGCUUCAAAAAAAUCGAAUAUGAUAUACCUUUUUUUCUUGACUACGUAUGAUUUUUAUAAAACUUCAAACAAUUACAACUCCAUAUAAAAUCUCACACGACGGGUGUAAUAAUCAAGUAAUUACAAACAUCCAAAAAAAAAAAAAAAUUCUGAAAAAUAUAAAUUUGAAAAACAUGUGGAUGGAAUAAUUUUUAAAGCAUUUGUAACGCAAAAUGAAACAAAAUGUUGAAUAAAAAAAUACCAAAAUGUAAUUUUAAAUUUAAAAAAAAAAAAAAAAAAAAAAAACUAUUGGAAAUAUUGCAAAAGUGAUCAGAAAAUAACAAAAAAUCUGGUGAAAAUACGAUUUAAAAACAACAAAACGUGAGCAAAAAGUACAUACCUACAAAAACAUCAAAGAAAUAUUUUAAAAUGCUGUAAAAUCAUUAAUUUCGAAAUGUUUUUUGGUUAUUUUCAAGAUUUGAAUUUUUUAAAAAGUUGAUCGUAUUCUAAAUUUUUGUUUUUAUUUUAUAUUUUUGUUGUGGUUGAGGGGGGGGGGAUGAUUCUCAAUCUAGACCUACCAGAAUUAAGAAUAUGCAAGGUGAAGUGUCAAAUAUUGAUUGAGGGGCCAAAUGUUGAUUAUUUUUCUACUAACUUUGAAAAGAAUAUCUACCUACUUCGUUAAAAUUUUUACAGUGGUCCUCAAAAAUUUUCUGUGAUCAUCCUGCCUCAUUCUAACACUACUUUUGUUGAUUUCCAUGUAAAUUUUCCAAAGACAGAAUGGCAGAAAGCAAUUUCUAACAACUCAGAAUAUCAUAUGCGCUGAAAAGUAACUCCAUGGAUAAUACAGAAGAGACGAAUGAUACUUCGAAGGAAAUCAACAAUCCCAUCGAGAAUAAAUGCGGAUGUCUGAAUUUAUGUAAGAUCAAAGAACGUGUCAAAUCAUGGAUCGAGCUUUUAUUCGAACCCACAGAUCCCAGUUCAAUAGCUUUCUUCAGGAUAUCAUUCGGAAUCUUGAUGAUGUUGGAUAUACCACACGAAAGACAAUUGGCAGCAGUGGACAAAAGAUGGGGUGAUCCAAAAUUAUGCCAUUUUCCAUUAAUUCAUUCAUUGAGGCCACUUCCUUACAACUGGAUGUGUAUAGUAUACUUAAUAAUGUGGCUGGGCACCAUUGGAAUAGCACUAGGAUAUCACUUUCGAAAAAGCUGCCUAGCUUUUGUGAUCCCCUACUGGUACAUCGUGCUGCUAGAUAAGUCCCACUGGAACAACCAUACUUAUUUAUUCGGUUUGAUAUCCAUUUUAUUAUUUUUUACAGACGCUAAUGCAACUUGGUCUAUAGAUCAAUACCAAGGCAGAGCUCCAAAAAAUCCACCAUUUUGGAAUUACUUCCUUCUACGCUACCAAGUAUUCAUUUUAUAUUUCAUGGCAGCUGUGAAGAAAGUAGACUUCGAUUGGCUGGCAGGACACUCGAUGGAGCAUUUAUCCCAUCAUUGGAUUUUCACACCGUUCAAAAUUUUCCUCACCAAUAGACAGAUCGAUUUCUGGAUCAUACACAUAACAGGCUUCUUAAUCGAUGCUUUUGCUGGAUUUGGACUACAGUUCAAGAAAACUAGACCGGCAACUUUAUUUUUUCUAUUUCUGUUUCAUACGAUGAAUUCGAGGAUGUUUAAUAUAGGUAUGUUUCCUUAUGUCGGACUGGCCACAAUGUUUAUUUUUUGUGACCUUGACUGGCCUAGAAAAUUACUACACAAGGUCACUAGGAAAUCGAAACCAACCUCGAGUGAUAUGGAAAAGAUGAAGGUAUCCAAAGCGAAGAAAUGUGUAGUUGUGGUCGGUAUUACGUUCUAUGUGUUCUGGCAAUUGUUUAUGCCAUUUUCUCAUUCUAUUACCAAGGGAUACAACGCUUGGACCACCGGUCAAUAUGGAUACAGUUGGGAUAUGAUGGUUCAUGCUUGGAAAACGUCCAUGGUAAUGGUCAAGGUAGUAGACCACAACAAUGGCAACAUUCAUUAUCUAGAUGCAGAGGAGUGGACUCCAAAUGAUAAAUGGACCAAACAUCCCGAUACACUGAUCCAAUAUGCUCAAUGUGCUGAAAAAAAUCUUAAAGAGAUGAACAUCCACAACAUAUCGAUAUACGUAGAUGUCUGGACAUCGCUGAAUGGUCGUUUUUAUCAAAGGAUGUUCGAUCCCAGAGUUGAUCUUUUGAGAGCUGAAUGGUCUCCGUUUACAGAUACACCUUGGGUAUUGCCAUUAAUGACCGAAUUAUCUGGAUGGAGGUAUAAAAUGAAACAAAUACAAGACGAAGUGUACGCUACGUCUAAUUACAGCGAUGUCAUUUUUGUAGCUGAUUUCCCAGGAAUGUAUUUGGAAAACUACGUCGACGAAUCCCUGAUCAAUGUAACCCUAUCAGUAUUACAAGGUCGUGUAAGAAUCAGAUUUCCUAAUAAUAGAAGUUCGGAACUAGAAACUAGUCAAACUGACCAUAUACCUAGGAGAACAUUUCACGAAGUUCAUACCGUUUCACAAAUACCCUCGUGUUAUAUGUAUUUAUUUUUCAAUAAGACCUUAAUGGAUAUGGGAGAGUAUCCAGAACCAGAUCAUCCAUCUACUUCGAAUAUGUUUAACGAUAUUCGUAAACGUAUUGUAGGAAUUAAUCGUUCCAUUUAUUUAAUCGGUGAAGCCAUUUUGGCUAUUUUGAGAGAAAAUGUUGUAUUUGCUUGAAUCCGGGUACCAUACCUUUGCAAUUAUUGUUUCUAAAUACAAGGUAGUCAUGCUGUUGUUA